AUGAAUUGUGCCAUCCAGAAGGCAGAAGUGCUGGAUGGGGCUCAUUUAAUGCAGAUCCUCUGGCAUGACGGUGAAGAGUCCUUCUACCCAGCCGUGUGGCUGAGAGACAACUGCCAGUGCCCCAACUGCUACCUGGAUUCUGCAAAAGCGCGAAAACUUCUCGUGGAAGCUCUUGAUGUGAACAUUGGUAUUAAAGAUUUGAUGUUUGACAGAAAAAAGGUUCAUAUCACAUGGCCAAAUGAGCAUUUCAGUGAUUUUGAAGCUGACUGGCUGAAGAAAAGAUGCUUUUCGCAGCAUGCCAGAGAAAAACUCCGAAGAGAAUUGUUUUUGCCAGAAUGUCAGUACUGGGGCUCAGAGCUCCAGCUACCUUCUUUGGAUUUUGAAGAUGUCUUAAGAAAUGAUGAACAUGCAUACAAGUGGCUCUCCAGCCUCAAGAAAGUAGGCAUAGUGAGACUCACAGGAGCAUCUGACAAACAAGGAGAAGUUUUAAAACUUGGGAAAAGGAUUGGUUUCCUUUAUCUCACAUUUUAUGGACAUACUUGGCAAGUGCAAGACAAAAUCAACGCAAACAAUGUAGCUUACACAACUGGGAAGCUAAGUUUUCACACUGAUUAUCCAGCCCUCCAUCAUCCACCUGGGGUUCAGCUUCUGCACUGCAUAAAACAAACUGUCACUGGGGGUGAUUCAGAAAUUGUAGAUGGAUUUAAUGUGUGCCGAAAGCUCAAGGAAAAAAAUCCACAAGCAUUUCAGAUUUUGUCCUCCACUUUUGUGGACUUCACAGACAUUGGAGUGGAUUACUGCGAUUACUCUGUACAAUCUAAACACAAAAUUAUAGAAUUAGAUGAUAAAGGCCAAGUGGUUCGCAUCAACUUCAAUAAUGCAACUAGAGACACAAUAUUUGAUGUACCUGUCGAAAGAGUUCAGCCUUUUUAUGCUGCUCUGAAGGAUUUUGUUGACCUCAUGAAUUGUAAAGAAUUCAAGUUUACUUUCAAGAUGAAUCCAGGUGAUGUGAUUACCUUUGAUAACUGGCGCUUACUUCAUGGCCGACGGAGCUAUGAAGCAGGAACUGAGAUAUCCCGCCAUCUAGAAGGAGCUUACGCUGACUGGGAUGUGGUAAUGUCCAGGCUUCGCAUCUUACGGCAGAGUGUUCAGAAUAGAAACUGAAUCUCCUAGCUAUAAUUUCAGUAAGAUUCCAAUGACAGCAUUUUGUAAGAUAUGCAAGGUUACUUGUCUUCACAGUCCAUGAUCCAGUUCAUUGUCAUAUUAAUUUCUUUAACAUUGAACAUGUCACCUUUCUCACAAGAGUUUUCUUUGUAAUUAUUUACAAUGCCAGCUCUUUAGAUGUGGUAUCAGUGUUCUCUUUUUUCCAAACAAAACAUCCCUUCUCAUCUAUUGCAUGUAUGAUCUAAUGUUUUUCCUAUAUAUGAGAGUCACCAGAAUGCCUACAAAUAGUUUUGUAUCAAAUAAAACUUUUCUUCAGAUAA
Molecule: messenger RNA, 1484 nt
Organism: Pteropus alecto (black flying fox)
Lineage: Eukaryota; Metazoa; Chordata; Mammalia; Chiroptera; Pteropodidae
Gene: BBOX1
Product: gamma-butyrobetaine hydroxylase 1
Exons: 7
Coding region: 1-1164 (387 amino acids)
Biological process (GO): carnitine biosynthetic process
Cellular component (GO): mitochondrion
Molecular function (GO): gamma-butyrobetaine dioxygenase activity; iron ion binding
Source: RefSeq, a predicted model, not a curated record